This is a messenger RNA of Nestor notabilis (Kea), 1656 nucleotides long. RefSeq names its product adenylate cyclase type 8. The record is from RefSeq and is a predicted model, not a curated record. Gene Ontology annotation, biological process: cAMP biosynthetic process; intracellular signal transduction; adenylate cyclase-activating G protein-coupled receptor signaling pathway. The transcript is spliced from 9 exons. The annotation marks the transcript as partial. Gene Ontology annotation, molecular function: adenylate cyclase activity. NCBI's taxonomy places the organism in Eukaryota, Metazoa, Chordata, Aves, Psittaciformes, Psittacidae.
AUCUCUUUUUUUUCUUUCCCAGGGUGAUACCAAUGGUCAUUCAGUUUUCUAUUCUGAUUAUGCUGCACUCCGCUCUUGUGCUAAUCACUACAGCAGAGGAUUACAAAUGUUUACCUUUAAUGCUCCGGAAAACUUGCUGCUGGAUUAAUGAGACGUAUCUGGCCAGGAAUGUCAUUAUAUUUGCAUCCAUUCUGAUUAAUUUUCUUGGAGCCAUCAUCAAUAUUCUAUGGUGUGAUUUUGACAAACCAGUAGCCCUGAAGAACCAGACAUUCAAUUCAUCUGCAUCUUUCACAGACAUCUGUUCCUAUCCUGAGUAUUUUGUCUUCACUGGUGUGCUGGCAAUGGUGACUUGUGCAGUCUUUCUUCGUCUCAACUCUGUCCUGAAGCUGGCAGUACUUCUCAUCAUGAUUGCAAUCUAUUCUCUGCUGACUGAGACAAUUUAUGCUUCCCUAUUUCUGCAAUAUGACAACUUUAACCACAAUGGAGACACAGACUUCCUGGGUACAAAGGAGGCAUCUUUACUACUGAUGGCAAUGUUCCUUUUAGCCGUAUUUUAUCAUGGUCAACAGCUUGAAUACACAGCAAGGCUGGAUUUUCUGUGGCGUGUACAAGCUAAAGAAGAAAUCAAUGAAAUGAAGGAGUUAAGGGAGCACAAUGAAAAUAUGCUACGGAAUAUUUUACCCAGUCAUGUUGCCCGUCACUUCCUGGAGAAGGAUCGGGAUAAUGAAGAAUUAUACUCUCAGUCCUACGAUGCAGUUGGUGUGAUGUUUGCUUCUAUUCCUGGAUUUGCUGACUUCUACUCCCAGACCGAGAUGAAUAACCAAGGAGUAGAAUGUCUGCGCUUACUGAAUGAAAUCAUUGCAGACUUUGAUGAGUUACUAGGUGAAGAAAGAUUUCAAGAUAUUGAAAAAAUUAAAACGAUUGGCAGCACAUACAUGGCCGUGUCAGGAUUAUCACCUGAAAAACAGCAAUGUGAAGACAAAUGGGGGCAUUUGUGUGCUCUGGCCGACUUCUCCAUAGCUCUGAAUGAAAGCAUACAGGAGAUCAACAAGCAUUCGUUUAACAACUUUGAACUCCGUAUUGGGAUUAGCCAUGGCUCUGUUGUAGCUGGAGUUAUCGGUGCUAAGAAACCUCAAUAUGAUAUCUGGGGCAAAACAGUUAAUUUAGCAAGUCGAAUGGACAGCACAGGUGUUAGUGACAGAAUACAAGUGCCUGAAGAAACGUAUCUGAUCCUGAAGGACCGGGGAUUUGCCUUCGACUACCGAGGAGAGAUUUAUGUCAAAGGUAUCAGUGAACAGGAAGGAAAAAUCAAAACAUAUUUUCUUCUAGGAAGAGUUCAACCAAAUCCUUUAAUCUUACAACCAAGAAAACUGACUGGACAGUAUUCAUUAGCAGCCGUUGUAUUAGGACUUGUACAGUCUCUUAACAGGCAAAAACAGAAGCAAAUCCUUAAUGAGAACAAUAACUCUGGAAUCAUAAAAGGACAUUACAACCGGAGGACUUUGCUUACUCCAGGUGGAUCUGAGGCAGCAGCCCAGGCAGAGGGGGCUGACAAAACUGAAUUGCCAUAAUCAGCAUUUUGUUUGUGUUCUUUUUUUUGUAUUUCUUUUAUAUAUAAAAAUAAAUAUACAAAUAAAAAGGGUUUAAUUUUUUUUA